Messenger RNA from Photinus pyralis (common eastern firefly), 3639 nucleotides. It is a transcript of the gene simj, whose product is annotated as transcriptional repressor p66-alpha. The record is from RefSeq and is a predicted model, not a curated record. Gene Ontology annotation, cellular component: NuRD complex. The coding region runs from base 1111 to 2535 and encodes 474 amino acids. NCBI's taxonomy places the organism in Eukaryota, Metazoa, Arthropoda, Insecta, Coleoptera, Lampyridae. The transcript is spliced from 10 exons. Gene Ontology annotation, biological process: negative regulation of transcription by RNA polymerase II.
AAUUGAAUCAGUCGAAUCAGUCGUCUGUUAAUUUUGGCCUGGAGUGAAGUGGUGUCCCCCUCGAUGGUUUUCGGCGUUUUACCUUUAAAUUAUAGAAAUUAUUAGGGGAACGUGUUGACGAAACUGCGGAUGGUGGCGAGUAGAGACAUUGUGUCGGGUGUUUUGUGUAUGCCGGGUUAAAUAUGUGAAAUUUUAAGUGAGAAAAGUAUGUGUACAUACAGGAAGAUAAUCGAUUUGUCAACUCGAGGUUUAGAUUACAAUUUUCGGUGCACUAAUUGACCUAAGGUAGGAGUUCUCGGCAACGUCAUUAUAAUAGCGUUUUUAGUAUCAUUUUAAGCGUGUAACGUUCUCGAUUACGUUCACGUUAAUAUUUUUGCACGUUUUUGGCGGCACGAUUACUACAGGUUAGAAAAAUUAAUUGAGAGUAUUCCAUCCAGGCCGUUCACUCGUUUUUGUCGGGAGGUUGGUUAAGGGAAGACUCACGUCUCCGUGUAGUUUAGUUACACGCGGUAGUGGACGACGUGUGCCCUAGCUAGAUUAGUGAGUUUUGAUAAUUAUUACCGGUCGACUGCCGUACAAACGCGCUUAUUAAUUUCUAUUGUUCCCAUUACUACUUUCUCGAAUUUUUAACGUUUUUCAUAGUGCGUUGCUCAACAACGACAAAGACGGGCGCCCACGCUUUUCUAAGGGUUUACCGAUAGCAAUUGCAGUGCUCUUAAUUACUUUUUGUUAAAUGUUAAAACGAGUGAUUGAUAACUUUAACUGGAAAGCUUCCUCAACGUAGCAGGCAGAUGGAAAAGAUGGAAGUUGACGAUGCGGUUGUCGAUCUCAGCAUAAGAUUGGAGUUUUGUACCCUAUUCUUGGAAUAACCGCCUUACGUGAAUCGUUAAUAGUCACAAUCGGAUUCCCCUGCCAUCGCAGCAGAGUUUACUAAUAAAUAGCAUCCCUACGAAUAAUAGCCAGCACACCCUUAGUUCGAGAAGAGUAUUACGGCCACGAACUGAACCUCGUAGCUACGUCGAAAGUCCCGACGUCAUCAUUAACGGCACCCUAGAAAAACCUCGUACAAAUGGUAAUGUAGAUUAUAGCAGUGAUUCUAGUGAAGGGGAAAUGCCACCUUUAGCGCCAAUUAAAGAGCUCAGCCCGUCUGAGUUAAAACAAAGAGAGAGAGGUCUGCGUAGAUUAAGGGAGGAACUUCGAGCGGAAGAAAUGAAAUUAGUUUUAUUGAAAAAAUUAAAACAAUCUCAGCAAUUAAAAGAAAAUGUGGCCGUGUUGCCGCCGAGCAUACCACCGUCGGCGCUACCACCUACCGGUUUACCUAGUGGUUUAAGUAUAACACCUACGACAGUUAAGGUUCCAAUUAAUAAAGUUCAACAACCACCUACCGCACAUUCCCGACAUACGAGCUUACAUAAACCGGGACAGGGAGGAAAUGUGCCGCUUUUAUUACGAGGGCAACAUCCACCUCCACGAUCAAGUAUGCAUGCUCCACCAUUAUCGGGAUCACCUCUUAGUAGUCGGGCAGCUAAUCUAUCAGUACCUCAACCGCCAUCCAGGAGUUCUCUGGGACGUUCCUCAUCAGGAUUUCCACUUGGUGUAAAAGAUUUGUCACCGUCCGUAACCAUUACACCUGCUCCGCCGCAACCGAUAAAGGACCGUUCGAGAGCCGAAGAUAAUCAAACGCCCGCACAAAGACAAGCUGCAGCUAAGUUAGCACUACGGAAGCAGUUGGAAAAAACCCUUCUACAGAUUCCACCACCUAAACCUCCCCCACCCGAAAUGCAUUUCAUACCCAAUCCAAGUAACACCGAAUUUAUAUACCUCGUCGGACUUGAGCACGUAGUGGACUUUUUGACAAAGGAUACAAGGACGAUAACUCCGCCCACACCUUUCCAAUGUCAUCAGUGCAAUUCAGAUUUUACCCCGGUUUGGAAGUGGGAGAGUAAAGGGAAAAGCAGAGGGAAAGAUUUGCGAGUCAUUUGCGAACAGUGUGUUACUAGUAAUGUAAAGAAAGCUUUAAAAGCAGAACACACAAAUCGACUUAAAACUGCCUUUGUCAAAGCUUUACAACAGGAACAGGAAAUUGAACAAAGACUGGCUCAGAAUGGGGUGUUCACAACGUCAAGUAGUCCUGCACCGUCGCCUGUUACACCUGAGGCGGUCGUUCCUAAAGCGGUAACACCUCAACCAACACCUCGACACGCACCCACUCCACCAGCGCCACCAAAUACACAACAAACUCCACCUCCAUCGCGAUCAUCUCAUCCCAGUUCUCAGGACAAGUUUGCUCAAAAUGCGGCAGCUAUGCAAGCUUUACAUCAACAAUUACUUAGAACAGGUGGACCUCCAGCAGCGGCGCACAUGUUACAAUUUUCGCCUCUCUUCUAUCCCUAUCAGCUAGCAAUGGCGCAAGCAGCAAGUACCAAAGGUGGCACACCGAACCUUGCAGACUUGCAACGGGCGGCCGAUCUGCAGAGGCAGUACCUACUGGAUAUGAUACCACCACAAGCGGGACGGCACAAUUGGAAAACGUGAUUAGGAAGUGAUACAUUUUAGGUUUAUUAUAUUGGUGAGUCUACGUUAGGUUUUGCGUUCAUUUAUGGAAAUUUAAUGCAGUUCUUAGUUUAUGAUUUUUGUAUGAUAAGUGAGUGUAUAUAUUUUGAAAGUUAUGUACAGUAGUAAGUGAAUCUAGUGAUUAUUUAUUAUUCAUUAUGACAAGAAUUAGGUUUGAUUUUAAAUUUAUUAUUUAUAUAAAAUGUGAUUAGAUAGCAGACAGCUCACCUCUGACUUAGACUGUCACAGUCUGUACAAACUAUGCCAAAAUAGGAAAAUCUGGUGAGUAAGUAUACUCACGUUUAUGUUUGAAAGGAGAUGGAGAGUAAAGUUCACAUUGUCUGCAAAUGAGAGUUAUUUGCAUCAAAGGCUAUCGAAGGAUAAUUUUGGUUUACUAGUACAAUUUAUUUCAUUUUUAUGAUGGCAAAUACAAAUUUGCAUCUGAAAGAACUGAGAGUAGGUAGAUACUGAGUACAUUUGUGGGUAUUUUAAUUUUAAAAUCAUUAUUUUGUACGUUGUCUGAGGUUGUCCUAAUAUAAAAUCAAAUUUUAUGUCAAGUUUGAGAUUUGUGCAGCUAUAUCCAAAAAAGCGUACACAUUUUUGAGCUGUACAGUGACCGUAACUAAUUUAAUUGAAGUAUGUAAUAAUAAAUUUUUGCACGAAAUGUGUUUUUUUUUAAAUGUGCAAAUAGUGCUGUUUUAAGACCGUACUGUGUAAUUUUUUACAUUGUGUGCUUCAUACUAUUAAGGAAUGACUUUUAAAGUUCACUUCUAGUGCUAGGUAGAGUAACAUAAUUAGUGCUUUCAAAUUUCCAUAUAAAUUGUAGUCAAUUGUUUUCUCGGUACUCUUGUAAAAAGAUCGACAGGUGAUGUUAAUUUUUUGUGAAUAGUAAAUUGUAUGGAGUACAUUUAUGUGUUGUUGAACUGGACAGGCCUUUAGACGUCUCUUACUGUAAAUAUGUAGCACACAUUUUUCUAAACGCCUUUUCAGUACUUAACUAAUCGAAAUGUCUCAAACUUUGUAUUUUAUAAGUUAUGUACAAUUAUUGACGCCCAACAUUUUGAAAUAAAAUUGCUCAUAACUUAA